This is a messenger RNA of Yamadazyma tenuis ATCC 10573, 372 nucleotides long. RefSeq names its product DNA-directed RNA polymerase core subunit (gene RPC19). Gene Ontology annotation, cellular component: RNA polymerase III complex; RNA polymerase I complex. NCBI's taxonomy places the organism in Eukaryota, Fungi, Ascomycota, Pichiomycetes, Serinales, Debaryomycetaceae. Gene Ontology annotation, molecular function: protein dimerization activity; DNA binding. The record is from RefSeq and is a predicted model, not a curated record. Gene Ontology annotation, biological process: DNA-templated transcription.
AUGAGCACUAUUAUCGACGAGCAACACAAAGACGUGGAUCCAGACCAGAUGGACCAAGACCAGGACAUUGAAGAAUACGACUUGGACAAAAUAAAGUUACUUCCCGGCUCUUCUGAAGAUGGAACUGCUGCUUCUUUCCAGAUUGUGGAUGAAGACCAUACUUUGGGAAACUCCUUAAGAUACGUCAUAAUGAAGAACCCUGAGGUCGAGUUCGUAGGAUACUCGAUUCCACAUCCUAGUGAAAAUAAAUUGAACAUCCGAAUCCAGACUUAUGGUAGCAUUACUGCUGUUGAGGCUUUACAUUUGGGAUUAGAAAACUUAUCCCAGUUGUGUGGGGUGAUUGAGACCAAGUUCAUGGAAGCGUUGAAUUAG